CAAAUGCAUGUGCAGUGAUGCAAGUACAACAGGAAUGAAGAAGAAAUGGUUGUAAACUUCUUCGCAAAGCUGAUGCUAAAAACGCUAAAUCCAUGAAAAAAGUUCGCACUGUUCUGGUUGGMGUUCGCUCAACCAGUUCUCGRCCUKCMAARGAGGAACCUGUAAGUGAGCGACUUCGAGCGCAAGACUUUGCUGUAUCAAAGGCAUGUAGGUAUGGUUUUCCAUAUCAGCCGACUUCAGUUGCUGUGGAUUCGGUGCAAGGGGUUGUAGCUAUUGGAACGUACACUGGCUGCCUUCGCAUAUUUGGUAAGCCAGGUAUUGAAGCACAUGUACAGCAUGAUUCUCCUUCUCCUGUCAGAAGUCUUGUGUUCAUGAGUAAUGAGGGAGCGUUGCUUAGUUGUUGUCCAGAAGACUCUAUUCAUCUUUGGAACCUGCGUCAAGCGCAGCCUGUUAUAGUGCAGUCUUUGAAGUUCAAUAGAGAAAGAAUAACAGCUCUUCAUCUUCCAUUCACGUCUAAAUGGCUGUUUGUUGGCACUGAAAAAGGCAACACUCAUAUUGUUAAUAUAGAGAGAUUUGUGGUGUCUGGGUACACAAUAAAUUGGAAUAAAGCUAUAGAAUUGCAUUGUAAAACUCAUCCUGGUCCAGUAGUUCAAAUAAGUGAUAAUCCAUUAGAUGCUAACAAGAUUUUACUUGGCUAUGAGUCUGGUACUAUUGUUAUUUGGUCAUUACGAAGUAAGAGUGCAGAGCAGCGGUUUAGUUGUCCACAGAGAUCACUGACAUCUUUGCAUUGGUUGAAUGAUGGCAAGCAAUUCAUGUGUGCACACACAGACGGCACGUUAAGUGUAUGGAAUACAAAAUGCACRCCAGAUAAACCUGCUGAAAUAUUGUCACCUCACGCUAAUGGAAAAUCUGGCAAAGACAGACCUUGUGCUCCUAUAUCUAAGAUCAAAUGGUUGGCAACUUCAUCUGGAGAUCCAAUGAUCAUUUUCUCCGGUGGUACACCCAGAGGAAAAAGAAAAGGACUUACCGUCUGCCAAGGAAAAGCUACAAAACUUUUAACCAAUGAAUCUAUUCUUGACUUUACUGUUAUACUGUCAACUCCAUGGGCUGAAGAUGCACAAGAUGCUAAGGUUGUGAUAGCUGUAACACCAUUACAUUUAUUGAUAUAUGACUUGCUUACUUCAUCUUCAAAGCCCCUCAGUUUUGAUGUACCAUAUGCCUUUGAUGUUCAUGAAUCUCAUGUAACUUGUACCCAGUACUUCUCUGAUUGUCCACCUGAUUGUAUUGCUGAUAUUGGACAUGUCGGCAACAAACCAAGAAAAAGACACUUAUCAAGGGAGGCUAGUAGACAGGCUUGGCCAAUAAUGGGUGGCGUCAGUGGUGAGCAGCCAGGUGGGCCACCGUCAGAACUUGUCAUAACAGGUCAUUCUGAUGGGACGGUGAAAUUCUGGGAUGCAUCGUCAGCUGCUUUGUUCAUGUUAUACAAGAUGUCAACCUCCAAACACUUUGAACGUGAAAAGUCCAAGUCAUCAGAAGAAAGUAGUGACAAYACAGAACCAAAAGCCAGCACCUCAGAAAGCUCCGAGGGUAGUAGUAACCAUCGGUUAUCACAGGAUGACGACUCUGAAAUGUACUCUGUUCAAAUGCUCAAUUUCUGUGUACAUAGCCGGAUUCUCCUGGUUGCAGGAUCAUCAUAUGUCUUGUURUAUCAGUUCAGCUUGACAGAACAGGCUGUGGAGCUAGUGCAAAUAGAUAUUCAUCAGUCCAUUGAGCCUUUUCACCUCAACAACUCACCUCCUUCAAGUGAACAAGAUAGUGCAUUCAUGCAGCCCGGUGAUAGAAGCUCAAGAAGUUCUACCUCAAGUGCUGACUGCCUGCCUGAACCAGUACCAUUACCAAUAGUUACUGGAAAAACAGGCACUUUCAAAAGACAUCCAGGUUUUCAGCCAGAUCUGUUGUGUGUUUUAGCUGGUAGUCAAGAAGGAUGGCCUAUCAGUAGCAUUUCACAAAGCUCUCAACUUGGAAUAGUGUCUAUAUGUAGUGGCCCAUCUCUAGCUUUAGUUGAUGUUGUACAAAAGAUACUCAUAACUGUUCUGUCGGCUCAAGAAAUGACUGUUCUUUCAGAAAACAGUGUCCAUGUAUCCCAGACACCACAACCRACACCAUCAACSCCCCUUACCCCAAGYGCACCCAUAACACCUGGUACCCCCCUGACAUUCACCUUAAACAUGGACGCAUCAGUAGGCAUUGACAUCAAUGAUUCAGGCAUCCAAAAAGUGGAAAAAAAGAAGAUAAAACCUACCCGACCCCCUCCCCCAGUGAGAUCCAAGUCGUAUUCCAAUAAAAUUACUGAGACGUCCAAUGGUAAUGAUCAAAAUGAUGGUCAAGGUCAUUCGCGGGUGUCCAGAUCAGUGAGUUACCCAUCGUCAGGGGGGGAAGCACCACCAGACACUGUGCAAUGCACUACAUUUGCUUGUACUUAUACCAAAAAGAAUGAUAACUGUAUCAAUCCUUGUCUGUUGGUUGGCACUACAAAGGGACAUGUGUAUAUUAUUGUUAUUAACAUGCCACCAGCUGAAGAAAGACUUUUGCAGCCAAUACUCACGAUWGUCACAGGCACAGUAUUUCGACCCAAGUCAGGGAUGGUAAUGUCGAUAUCGCUGUUGGAUCAUCAAGGGCACUUGUUUCCAUCUCCAUUGAGAUUCUGGACUGACAAAAGAGAUGAAAAUCAACUGAAAAAAACAGUCACUGCUAAAGAGUGCUCAGACAGACAUUUUCUUGUUGUAAAUACUGAGAGGGAAGCCAAGGUUUAUCAGUUGCCACCUACUCAUACAAACCCAACAACAUACUCAAAAACAUGUGUCGCUGAUGAUUCCUCUGUAGUCUUGGCCUCUGAGGUCAUUAUUAUUGAAGGCAGUAGCUGUUUAAUGUGUCUAACAAGUCUUGGACAACUGAUGGCCUUCAGUCUACCCAGUCUGAGCAUGCUCAUUAAUGCUGAAUGCAGCUUUUUAUUGACAGAUUUUAGAUAUCUGAGAACCUUGAAGUUUUCUGAUGGUGGCUUAGCCAUMACAAUGUGUUCGCCAUAUGAAAUUCAAAAAUUAUGCAUGUUUACAAGAAACGAUAAAUAUCAGAUGUCAGGCCAAAUGUCAUUAUUUCGACCAAUGGAUAUGCCAGAAAGACCAACCAAAGGAUUUUUUACAAGUUUAUUUAGCUCUCAAGCCUCUCCUUUAGACAGAGAAGAACUGUGCACUGCUUGA
Exaiptasia diaphana is the source of this 3257-nucleotide messenger RNA. RefSeq names its product syntaxin-binding protein 5. Gene Ontology annotation, molecular function: syntaxin binding; GTPase activator activity; myosin II binding. Gene Ontology annotation, biological process: regulation of exocytosis; regulation of protein secretion. The record is from RefSeq and is a predicted model, not a curated record. NCBI's taxonomy places the organism in Eukaryota, Metazoa, Cnidaria, Anthozoa, Actiniaria, Aiptasiidae. Gene Ontology annotation, cellular component: cytoplasm; SNARE complex; plasma membrane. The transcript has 26 exons. The coding region runs from base 93 to 3257 and encodes 1054 amino acids.